AGUGCCAGUAGCAAAGCUAAUUGGAAUAUAAAGAAAAGCCAGGGCUCUAUAGCUAAGCUUUCCUGGAGGGAAAUGCAUCACUGUUGAAUGGAGCUGAGGUAGAACUUGGAAAUUCUCUUUUGUAGAGUCUGGAGUACAAACUACUAUUUGAUUGACACCAGCUCUCUCCAGACCUACAAAACAUCUUGGCCAGGCAUCUCCAGAUGGCGGGAUUACCUUGGCCUCAAGCAAAUGGUCAGCAGCCAGAACAAUCUCUCCAGGGGCCAUCUCCCAGGAAUCCACAAAAUCCCAACACUCUGAGGGUAAAUGCAGGUGUAGAGGUUCCACGCCCCAGUCUCCCUCCUGAUUCUGUGUUUCCUUUGGGUAUAAACUUUGACAACCCAGUGAUGGGUGAAAUGGCAGCUGUUGCCAACCUAGGUCCUUUGCCAAGAGCACCACAAUCCUCCAGCACUGACAGGAAUAACCAGUGGCAAGAAUCAGUGAGUCUGGCACAGCGUGAGCAUGUUGUACGGAGGAUAGUCCAAAUGAUUUAUCCCAAUCCUGAUCCUGCCGUAUUAGGAGAUGAGCGCAUGGAGAGGCUGGUGUCAUUUGCUCGCAGAGUGGAAGGGGAGUCAUAUGACCAAGCAAACAGCAGGUGCAGACGCCAUAGCACUGGGAACAUGGAGCCCACUCAGAUCACUGUAGCAAUUAUGAGCUCUGUAAACACCACACGCAUUAUCCUGCAGUAUAUGCAGAACCAGAACCUGCAAAAGCGAAACCAGGAGGAAUACCACCAUCUGCUAACUGAGAAGAUCCAUGAAAUCCACAGACACAUACAGGAAGUACAAGAGAACAGGCUGCUGGGGCAGCAAGGACUUGGUGUACCGCCAGCUCCACAGCAGCAAGGACCUGGCAUGGGUCAGCCGUAACCAAGACUCUCUGCUAGCUUUGUGGAGAGCUGAAUGGUAGAUCCCAACCUCCAGGAAGAACUGUCUGGGCUAUCCUCAUCCAAGCUGCCUCCUCUGGACAAGAUUAACAAGUGACUACAAUUUCUUAGUGUACACUUGGUGUUAUGGAUUCAGAUUUUUAAAUGCAAAGUAAGAGUUUAACAUACUCUACUUCCC
Mauremys mutica (yellowpond turtle) is the source of this 1103-nucleotide messenger RNA. RefSeq names its product histone acetyltransferase p300-like. Gene Ontology annotation, biological process: positive regulation of transcription by RNA polymerase II. Gene Ontology annotation, cellular component: transcription regulator complex; histone acetyltransferase complex. The record is from RefSeq and is a predicted model, not a curated record. The transcript has 8 exons. Bases 204 to 908 code for a protein of 234 amino acids. Gene Ontology annotation, molecular function: transcription coactivator activity; histone acetyltransferase activity; chromatin DNA binding. NCBI's taxonomy places the organism in Eukaryota, Metazoa, Chordata, Testudines, Geoemydidae.